AUGGCUUCAGCUCUCGAUCAAUUAAAACAAUGGACCACUAUCGUUUCUGAUUCGGCUGAUUUUAUGACCAUUAAGCAAUACGAUCCACAAGAUGCAACUACGAAUCCUUCUUUAGUCUUAGAAGCCACUAAAAAUCCUCGUUAUGAUUAUUUGAUCGACUCAGCCAUCAAAUAUGCAAAGAGUAAAGGAGGAUCUAUCGAGAAAAUGACAGAAAUAGCUUCUGAUAAAUUGUUGGUAAAUUUUGGCGCUGAAAUCCUUAAAAUUAUUCCAGGAAGAAUUUCUGUUGAAGUAGAUGCACAACUGUCAUAUAACACCGAGGCCACGGUUGUUAAAGCAAGACAACUUAUUGCUCUUUAUAAAGAAAUUGGUGUUGACAAGUCACGCGUUAUGAUCAAGAUUGCUUCAACAUGGGAAGGUAUUCAAGCUGCAAAAGUACUUGAGAAGGAAGGCAUUCAAUGUAAUAUGACCUUACUUUUCUCUUUUACUCAGGCUGUUGCUUGUGCCGAAGCUGGUGUAACUCUAAUCUCUCCAUAUGCUGGUAGAAUUCUCGAUUGGUAUAUGAAAAAUACUAAUAAGACCUAUAAACACCAUGAAGAUCCUGGUGUAAUAUCAGUAACUAAAAUAUAUAAUUAUUAUAAAAAAUUCGGUUAUAAGACCAUUGUAAUGGGUGCAAGUUUUCGAAACACCGGUGAAAUUGAAGAAUUAGCCGGCUAUUUAAUGGCUACCGAAAAGCUUUCGGAAGGUAUAAGAUCAUUCGCUAAUGACGGUAGAACUUUAAAUUUUAAUUUAAAGCAACGAUUGAUUAACGAAGACGUAAAAUCUAAAGAAUUUCUUUCUGAAGAUAUUACUUUUACUGUAAAAAAUC
Scutellospora calospora is the source of this 865-nucleotide messenger RNA. The record is from the annotation of a GenBank genome assembly. NCBI's taxonomy places the organism in Eukaryota, Fungi, Glomeromycota, Glomeromycetes, Diversisporales, Gigasporaceae.